UCCACUCAUCAUGGCUUCAUCACCACCAUCUCUAUCCUCCUUCCUCUUUCUUACCCUAGCUUUGAUUCUCAUAUCCAUUUCACCCGCAUUUUCCACGCCACGUCGAGCUCUUGAUAAUCAUCAGGAUCAACUGAUGAAAACUGGUUUCAAAGUUACUCUAAACCACAUUGAUUCGGGUGAAAGCUUCACUAAAUCUGAGCGUUUAUACCGGGCAGUAAAGCGUUCCAAUGCCAGGCUCCAAAAGUUCAAUGAAAUGGUUUCGACAGCUAACCAACCAGAACUGACGACCACGGUUUAUGCAGGACCGGGCGCUUACUUCAUGAACUUCUCGAUAGGGACCCCGCCGAAUUCUUACUCGGCUUUAAUGGAUACCGGCAGCGACCUCAUAUGGACUCAAUGCCAGCCUUGUCUCGAGUGUGUUCCUCAGUCCGAUCCGUUUUUUGAUCCAAAGAAAUCCUCCUCUUUUUCAAAUGUGUCAUGCACCAGCAAAUAUUGCCUAGACCUUCUGCCAUAUUCAAAUUGCAACCCGUUCUACGGGUGCGUGUAUAUCUACGAAUACGGAAGUGGGAUAACUUCAGGUUUUUUAGGCACCGAGACCUUUACUUUCGAGAAGGUCAAGGUGCCGAAAGUAACGUUCGGUUGUGGUCUAUUUAAUUUGGGAUUCGACAACGGGACCGAGGGCCUGAUAGGCCUCGGACGCGGACCCUUGUCGCUCAUCUCCCAGUUGCGCGAGCCCCAGUUUUCAUAUUGUUUAACUUCUUAUGGUGAUGCCAAACCUAGUACCCUUCUGAUAGGCUCCCAACGAGCUGCUGCUGGGCCGAACAAAACCACCCCUUUGCUUCAAAACCCAUUCAUUCCCACUUUUUACUAUCUCUCUCUCGAAGGAAUCACAAUUGGUAGCACUAGAUUGCCCGUAAACAAAACAACUUUUCAAAUCAAUCCUGAUGGGUCUGGAGGCGUAAUCUUAGACUCUGGCACAACAAUUACGUAUCUGGACUUCAACGCGUAUCUUCUUGUCAGAGAACAGUUUAUCAAACAAGUAAAGCUUCCGGUUGUCGACGUAUUCAAUGUCACCGGGCUUGAUCUCUGCUUCAAAUUGCCACCCAAUCCCGCUAGCGUGGUGAUACCCAAACUGAUAUUCCAUUUCACAGGCGCGGAUGUAGAUUUGCCGACGGAGAACUAUUUUCUAGGGAAUUCGAGCAUUUUCAUACCCGGAUUGGGGGUCACGUGUUUGGCCAUCGAACCGUCGUUCGGUUUCUCCAUAUACGGGAAUGUGCAGCAGCAGAACUACAUGGUGUUGUAUGACCUAUCCAAAAACACCGUAUCGUUUACGCCGACGCAGUGUGACAAGUAUUGAGCUCUUCUGUCAGUUGAUCUCGUUAUCAUGAUACAUCGAUCCCUAGUUUGCUAGUACUUGUUUACAGCACUAUGUACCCAGUUGAAUUCCCUCAAUAAGUUUGUAACACUAGUCUUGUAUUCGUAAUCCUUUUGUAUACUUUGCAAUUCGUAACAUUGAACAUAAAUUUCAUAACAUUUGUAAUGUUAUGAAUUUUUUUCUUCAAGUUAUGAAUUUUUAAGCAAAUGUCAAGAAUUUUAUAUAAAAUGUGUCGUCCUGAUCAUCCUCACUUCGGAUUGCAGGCUGCUCCUAUA
Messenger RNA from Rhododendron vialii, 1650 nucleotides. Its product is annotated as aspartic proteinase nepenthesin-1-like. Gene Ontology annotation, cellular component: extracellular region. The transcript has a single exon. Gene Ontology annotation, biological process: proteolysis. Gene Ontology annotation, molecular function: aspartic-type endopeptidase activity. NCBI's taxonomy places the organism in Eukaryota, Viridiplantae, Streptophyta, Magnoliopsida, Ericales, Ericaceae. The coding region runs from base 11 to 1357 and encodes 448 amino acids. The record is from RefSeq and is a predicted model, not a curated record.